Cuscuta europaea is the source of this 413-nucleotide messenger RNA. The record is from the annotation of a GenBank genome assembly. NCBI's taxonomy places the organism in Eukaryota, Viridiplantae, Streptophyta, Magnoliopsida, Solanales, Convolvulaceae.
GGGUGGUAUAAAUGCUGCGUUAGGAAACAUGACUGAGGAUGAUUGGAGGUGGCACAUGUAUGAUACUGUUAAAGGAAGCGACUGGCUAGGUGAUCAGGACGCUAUUCAGUACAUGUGUAGAGAAGCUCCAAAAGUAGUUAUAGAGCUAGAGAACUACGGACUACCAUUCUCUCGUACAGAAGAUGGAAAAAUAUAUCAGCGGGCAUUUGGUGGCCAAAGCCUAAAUUUUGGAAAAGGUGGACAAGCAUAUCAUUGUGCUUGUGCUGCUGAUCGAACUGGACAUGCAUUGUUGCACACUCUCUAUGGCCAGGCCAUGAAGCAUAAUACACAGUUCUUUGUGGAAUAUUUUGCUUUGGAUUUACUAAUGAACAAUGAUGGGAGCUGCCAAGGUGUAAUUGCACUAAAUAUGGAGG